Molecule: messenger RNA, 314 nt
Organism: Dictyostelium discoideum AX4
Lineage: Eukaryota; Evosea; Eumycetozoa; Dictyosteliales; Dictyosteliaceae
Exons: 1
Molecular function (GO): transferase activity
Source: RefSeq, a predicted model, not a curated record
AUAAUAAUAAUAAUAAUAAUAAUUUAUUUUUAUUUGAUAAUGAAUAUCUUUUUCAAAAUAUUAGAGCUCCAAUUAAAUAUAAUCAAUCAAUUAAAAGUUUAUUUAAUCAUAUUGAAAAUAACAAUUUAGGUGAAAAAGUAGUUUUUGUUGAAAUUGCACCAACUCCAGUAUUAGUUAAUCAUAUUUUAAAUAUUAUUCCAAAAAAUGAUUAUUUUAAAAAUGAAUCAAUUUUAUUAUUAUGUCCACUCUCAAAAGGUAAAUCUGAUACUACAACAUUCUUUGAUUCAAUUAAAAAAUUUAAAAACUUUAAAUAA